This is a messenger RNA of Cyphellophora attinorum, 2571 nucleotides long. Its product is annotated as H(+)/Cl(-) exchange transporter 3. Gene Ontology annotation, biological process: transmembrane transport; chloride transport. The record is from RefSeq and is a predicted model, not a curated record. Gene Ontology annotation, cellular component: early endosome; Golgi apparatus; membrane. Gene Ontology annotation, molecular function: voltage-gated chloride channel activity. Bases 1 to 2571 code for a protein of 856 amino acids. NCBI's taxonomy places the organism in Eukaryota, Fungi, Ascomycota, Eurotiomycetes, Chaetothyriales, Cyphellophoraceae. The transcript is spliced from 2 exons.
AUGGCGGGCUCGUCCCGCAACUUCUUCGACCAAAGCGACUACGAUUCGGGCUUGCUCCAUGAAGAUGACACUGGAGACCUUUCGAUAGGGCAGAUCCCGUCUGUCGCCCCUGUGAAAGCCGCAGCCUUCGAACCUACAGAAACCACUACCCGGCAUCGCAGGAAUGGCACCUCAGAUGGCUUCUCCCAUACCCAACACCACAAUCCCGAUUCAGACAACAAAGAUGUCCCAACAGACUCCUACAUAGACUCCUAUCCAACCUUCCACCGCACGGGCGCAGGCUACGACGACCUCUCCGCCAUCGACUGGAUCUUCGAGUACGCGAAAGAACGCGCCCGCCUCAAACGCCUCCUCACCACCUCUUCUCACGGCCUGACCCGCGCCCUGAAGCAACUCGCCGAUGCCUCCCACGUCUGGGUUGUCCUCGUCCUCACCGGCGUCUCCGUCGGCUUCUUGGCUGCGGCCAUUAGCAUCGCAAGCGACUGGCUGGGUGACAUUAAGUUGGGCUACUGCAAGACGGAUCUCGAUACCGCUGGUGGCGGUGGUUUCUACAUGAGCCGACAAUUCUGCUGCUGGGGUCACAACGACCUCGCCGAGUGCGUCGACUGGACGCCCUGGCGGAAGGCUAUGGGCUUGUCAAAUGCUGGCGUGGGCUACACGAUCGAGUUCAUCCUCUUCGUCUGCUUCGCGAUCGUCUUCGCCCUCAGCGCCGCACUCCUGGUCAAGUCCUACUCCCCCUACGCGAAAUCCAGCGGCAUUCCAGAGAUCAAGACCCUUCUCGGAGGAUUCGUCAUCCGCCGCUUUUUGGGAGGCUGGACGCUUCUCACCAAAUCCCUGGGCCUGUGCCUCGCGGUCUCAUCGGGUCUGUGGGUUGGGAAGGAAGGGCCACUGGUGCACGUCGCGUGCUGCUGCGCCAACAUCAUCAUGAAGCCCUUUUCCACCCUGUCCCAGAACGAAGCUCGCAAGCGCGAAGUCCUCUCUGCGGCGUCCGCAGCCGGGAUCAGCGUCGCCUUUGGCGCGCCCAUCGGCGGCGUCCUCUUUUCUCUUGAACAGCUGUCCUACUACUUCCCCGACAAAACCAUGUGGCAGUCCUUCGUCUGCGCCAUGGUCGCCGCCGUGUCUCUCCAGGCCCUAAAUCCAUUUCACACGGGGAAGAUCGUGCUGUUCCAGGUGACACACUCCAGCGACUGGCAUAGCUUCGAGCUCCUCCCGUUCGUGCUCUUGGGCAUCAUCGGCGGGCUCUACGGUGGGCUAUUCAUCCAUCUGAACAUGGCUGUCACCCGCUUUCGACGCUCAGAGCACAACCCUCUACGAGACAAACAACUCAUGGAAGUCCUCCUGAUUGCAGCCGUGAGCGCGGUUGUCAACUUCCCCAACAUAUUCAUGCGCGCGCAGCUCCCGGAGCUGCUCAACACGCUAUUCUCCGACUGCGCUGUGACAGGCAACACGGACUCCUUUGGUCUCUGCAGAGCCACGGCCGCGGGAUCGUUCUCAAUGACAUCACUCCUCAUCACCGCCGCAGGCCUGGGCUUCCUUCUCGCGGCAAUCACGCUCGGUCUGCCUAUCCCUGCGGGCAUCAUCUUGCCUUCCCUGGCAAUUGGCGCUCUCUCCGGACGCGCCGUCGGCAUCGCUGUCGAGAUGCUACAUCGCCAUUUGCCUACCUCAAUCAUCUUCUCGGCUUGUGAGCCAGACACCGCGUGCGUUAUUCCAGGAACAUACGCGAUUGUCGGCGCCGCUGCGUCCCUCGCGGGCGUCACGCGCCUGACAGUGUCCAUCGUUGUCAUCAUGUUCGAACUCACCGGCGCGCUGUCCUAUGUUCUACCGAUCAUGAUCGCAGUCAUGCUGGCGAAGUGGAUCGGCGAUGCUAUCUCGCAACGGGGAAUCUACGAGGCCUGGAUCUAUCUCAACGAGUAUCCUUACCUGGACAAUAAGGACGAUACCAAGAUUCCGCAUGUGCCUGUAUCGAAUGUCAUGACUGAGCUGGCAGACAUGACCUGCUUCGACGCAUCGCGGACUUACACUGUUGGCACGUUGCAGGCGAUUCUGGAAAAAGCUGGCAAUGGAAAGGGCAAGGGCAAGGCCUUUGGUCCGGCAGCAGCAGCGCGGAACGUCCUCCUCGGGUACAUCUCACGAACCGAACUUGCCUUUGCGCUCGAAUACGCCGUCGUAGCCCAGCGAGACGCCAGCAACACCAAUACUCGGAAGGAUAUCGAAUGCUACUUCCGCCAGCCCAAGAACAGAACAGAUCUGACCAAUUCGCUAGACCUGCGGCCCUGGAUGGACCACACACCCAUCACCCUACAUGUCAACAGCACGUUCCAGCUUGCCGUCAGCAUGUUUCAGUCCCUCGGACUGAGGAACUUGCUUCUGGUAGACAGGGGAGCGUUCAAGGGCAUCCUCACCAAGAAGGAUGUCUGGUGGAUUCUCAACGCAUCCGAGGAUGCGCGGAAGAACCAGCGAUUCGUGGCUGGAACUGGGGUGCUGAGAGAGCAGCCUAUCCGGGAGGAUGAUGGGCCUGAAGGCGACGUGAAGCUCGCGACAGGAGGGACGAGGAGGCUAGGGGCUUGUUAG